CUCCGAUCAGUCGUCUCCAAUUCGUUGAAACGUUCGAAUUAUGUUGAAGAUUAUUUCUUUGUUGCUCGUUUACGCAUUUACUGCGACUUAUUGUGCAAAUAUCCUUGGUGUGACAACUCUGAUCUCGCACAGCCAUCAUCUAUGGAAUGAGAAAUUGACAGAAGGAUUGUUGAAGAAUGGACACAACGUGACGCUGUUGUCACACGAUAUGGCCAGAAUCAAGCACAUCAAUUAUACGGUCCUCCACCUUGAAGGUGGAUACAAAAAAAUUCGCGAACUAUACAAUUAUGAGGAAAGCUUAUUUCGACCGGAAACCAUAGACAUCCCUAAUUUCUGGAAAAUGCUUGGUAUAGUUUGCGCUCACGACUUAUCUACGGAGGGCCUAAAAACCCUAAUGAAAUACCCGGAAGACUACAAAUUUGAUUUGAUUAUUUGGGAUUUAAUUGGCGGCGAAUGCCUUUACCCGUUAAUUAAACGCUUCGGAAAUCCACCGGUCGUUGGGGUAUCGCCGUUCGGAUUACAACCUUACAUCAGUUCCAUGAUGGGAAGUCAUUAUUUCAAUUACAUCCCGUUUUACGGUGCAUCAUACUCGGAUCGAACUAUGUCCUUCUGGGACCGUCUCAGGAAUACAUUUUCCAUAAACUACCUUAACUACCUGAGGAUAAUCUCUCAUUUACCGAAGAUGCAGAUGUUAGCAAACGACCAUUUCGGAAGCUCUCUCACAGAACCACCGAUGGAAGUUGAAAGGAAUUUUUCUUUAGCAUUGGUGAACAGCGAUGCUAUCUUUAAUUUUCCGGAAGCCUUUCCGCCGAACAUAAUAUCCGUUGCAGGUUUGCACAUCAAACCGGCUAAGCCAAUUCAGAAGGACUUGAGGAAAAUUUUCGACACAUCUCGCGGUAUUAUACUUUUCUCUCUGGGUUCUAACAUCCAAGCAGAAUCUCUUAAGAAAAAUAUGAUGGAUCAUUUUAAUCGCUGCUUCGAAACGCUUCCGUAUACCGUCAUUAUGAAAUUCAAUAAUACAAUUCCCAGAGAGUUUCCGCAGAAUGUAAUUGUCAGGCCUUGGUUACAAAUCAACGAUAUUUUGGGCCAUCCUAAAACAAAACUAUUUAUUUCGCAUGGAGGUUCUUUGAGCACGCAGGAAGCCAUGUACCAUGGCGUGCCGAUAGUUGGAAUACCAUUCUUUGUUGAUCAAAUUGGAAACAUUGCUAAACUGGUGGACAGGAAAAUCGCCGAGAAGCUGGAAAUCGACAAGCUUUCGCCGGAGCAUAUCUGUCACAAGAUCACGACCGUCCUUGAAAAUUCUACGUAUUAUGAGAACGCGCAAUUAAUUUCGAAAAGAGUCAAAGAUCAUCAGAAUACCCCUUUGCAGAGGGCCGUCUUUUGGAUAGAAUACAUUCUAAGGCACGGGGAUGGGGAACAUCUAAGUUUGGCGACCAGAGAUAUGUUUACAUUUCAGACGCUCAACAUUGAUAUAUUUGUCUUUGUUGUCGUCGUAAUUGCAACCGCACUAGUACUAAUUAUCUUAUGCUACGUCAUCUUUCAGAAGCAGAGAAUCAAAUUUAAGGUCGACUGAAUAUACUUUACAUCUAAUCUAUAUGUAAUUAUAAUUAAAUAGUAAAACGUUUAGCUCCAUUUCGAAUUAUUUAUAGUUAUAGGCAAUAAUA
Nicrophorus vespilloides is the source of this 1664-nucleotide messenger RNA. RefSeq names its product UDP-glucuronosyltransferase 2B13-like. The record is from RefSeq and is a predicted model, not a curated record. Gene Ontology annotation, molecular function: UDP-glycosyltransferase activity. The transcript has 4 exons. The coding region runs from base 41 to 1573 and encodes 510 amino acids. NCBI's taxonomy places the organism in Eukaryota, Metazoa, Arthropoda, Insecta, Coleoptera, Silphidae.